GCAUGGAUAGUGCUGCAAAGCACGUUGCUGUUGGUGUUGCAAAACGCACGUUCUCCUUAUUUGUUGCUAAUGUUUUUUGGGAGUGGUUUUGUUUGUUAAUUUAAGUCGUUUAUUUACAUUGAGCUUAUCCGCUAUCUUUCGAUUGCGUUAAUUACUCAAGAUAUACGAUGAAAUCGUGGGAGAUAGCUUUGGUGUUAGUCGCCGCAGUUUACUUGUGUUCGCAAGUAAACUUCGUGGCCGGUCUGGAGUGCUAUGUGUGCUCCAACCAAACGGGCAACACGGAAAAGUGCCUGAACACCAUCAAGACCUGCGAGCCCUUUGAAAAUGUCUGUGGUACGGAGAUCCGCUGGGGAUCCCAGCCGUACUUCUCGGAAGGUGCCCUGAAGCAGUACUAUGUGUCCAAGAGAUGCAUGACCAAGGAGCAGUGCCAGUCCAAGAGGAAGCGGUAUAUGCAGCUGUACUGUACCCACAUCUGGUACGAGGAUUGGGCUUGCAAUGAGUGCUGCAAGGGAGAUCGCUGCAACUACUUUGUGAUUAGCGGCGCUCCUUCAAGGCAAGGUUAUGGAGUCUUGUUCACCGUACUACUCGGUCUUGGAUCUUGGCUGAUGUCACGCUCUUAGCCUAAAGAGCCUAUGCGAUACCAAGCACAUUUCGCUUUUUGUAUUAUUUAAACGAAGCCGUCCAUAAGCUAAGUAGAUUCCCCUCUCGAUUUUAAACUACACCGUCCAAGUGCCUUGACUCAGUUGGGAAGUAAAUACUAUCCUGCUGCCUUGCGAAGCGGACUGCCCUCUCAAUACUUUCAUACAUACUUUCAACAAGGUACAUUAUAUUUGUAAAUUGACGAGGAGUUGUUUUUCUUGUGUUUUUAAACUUUUACACUUUUUAGCGUAUCAUAAUUGCUUACAUAUUCCAUAAUUUUUAAAUUUCUUAAUUUUUUUGAGACACUUAUACAUCAAUGACCAUAAUGACCAUUGUUUUUAGAAUUUUAUUAAUGAAUACACAUUUUCGGGCACGAAAUUUCCAAAAGCAAGUUAUCUAAGAGGAAGCUCAAACAUCUACAUUAAGUAAUGUCUACUGUAAGAAUGAAAAGAAUGCCUUAAAGAAAAUUAAUCAGUUCCAUAUCGAAUCUCCCCCACAAUAAAGCAACUUUGACGUCUUUUUGGCGCUUUAA
Messenger RNA from Drosophila erecta, 1171 nucleotides. RefSeq lists its product as uncharacterized. The coding region runs from base 168 to 620 and encodes 150 amino acids. Lineage: Eukaryota; Metazoa; Arthropoda; Insecta; Diptera; Drosophilidae. The record is from RefSeq and is a predicted model, not a curated record. The transcript has 3 exons.